AGGUGAUGGGAUCUAUGCUGUUAAACUCUCAAUCUGCAAAUCCCGCCAUGGCCCCAACGCUCGGGUCUUCGCUCGAAGCCCAAGGUCUCGCAGACGAGCAGAGGGGCCUGCUGGAUCUCAUCGAUAAGCUCCAAUUCGCUCAGCUGGACAAUGUUAAGCUGCCCCAGAUUGUCGUCGUCGGCGACCAAUCCGCCGGCAAGAGCUCUGUUCUCGAAGCCCUCAGUGGCACCCCUUUUCCUCGAGAUGCCGGAGCCUGCACUCGCUUUGCGACAGAGAUUCGUCUGCGAAGAGCAAAAGAAACAAAUCUCAAAGUAUCCAUUAUUCCAGACAAAAAUCGCCCUUAUAAUGAGCAGGCUCGCUUGCUACAAUAUGGAGGCGACGUUGGCAUCGACACGCCCUUUGACGCCAUGAUGAGAGAAGCCACAGAACUCAUUGCGCCGCGCAGUAUACCAGGCCGCUUCGCCGCCCGCGAUAUCCUCGUGGUCGAAAAGACGGGGCCAGAAAUGCCCAUGCUAAGUCUUGUUGACCUGCCCGGCCUCGUCCGCGUGGCCAACCGAGACCAGUCCGAGGCGGACAUCCAGACCAUCGAGGCACUCUCCGAUCGAUAUAUGAAGAGCAGCCGGACCAUCAUUUUGGCUGUUAUCGGCGGAAACAAUGACUAUGUGCAGGCGCCAAUCUUGAAGAAAGCUCGCUACUUCGACCCUUCUGGCUCGCGCACUAUUGGCGUCUUGACAAAGCCGGACAUGACCGAAGGCAUUGGCCUCGAGGACAAGUUCAUCGAGCUCGUGACGAACAAAGAUCGAGAAAACAACUUCAAGCUCGGCUGGUACAUUCUGCUCAAUCCAGGACCGGGAGAGUACUGGUCGUCUGCGGAAGAACGAUCGCGGCGCGAGGCGGAUUUCUUCACAAAAGGCAAAUGGGCCGCUCUGCCGCCUCACAUGUGGGGGAUCGAAGCAUUGCGACAGAAGCUCAGUUCCCAGCUCCAGCGACACGUGGGAAAGCAUGUCAAGUCACUCCGACGACAGAUUCAACAGGCCCUUGAGCAAUGUGAAACCGAGCUCAAGGCCAUGGGCUCUGGAAAAGACACCAUUGAGGAGAUGCGCUUCGAAAUGGGCGAGCUCUUCUCCGCAUCAGGCAAUCUCGUCACGCCUGCAGUCAACGGUAAUUACAAGAACCCAGUCGGAGAGUCCUUUUUCGCGAGAAGAUCCAGCCCCAAGGGAACACCUCCACAGAAACUGCGGGCGCGUGUCCGUGAAGAGAGUGAAAGGUUCUCCCGCCUAUUCCGCCAACAUGGUAGCAAAGUCAACUUUUCCUCUUCUGGUUCUGGCAUGAACCUACCAGCAGCAGGAGUUGUCGAUGACCAGUCCAAAAAAGAGUUUGCGCAGAGGGAAGUCGAGCCGCUGCUCCGACAGAUUCGCGGUAAUGAACUGCCCCUUGAUUCCAACCCCAGGGCUCCGUAUAUACUGUUUCAGGAUUUUUCUCGAAACUGGCCCAUUCUCGCUCAGGAAUAUAAGGAAAACGUCGGAGUCAUUUGCAACGAGUUUCUUGCUGAUGUGAUUGAUCAUGUCUGGCCCUUGAGGAUGAGAGAUCCCCUGCGAUUCCAUUUCCUGGAGACAAAGAUGAAGGAAAUGAUGGACGAGGCAGAGAAGGAGCUCAAAAGAUUGACUGACGAUCUUGAGUUGGAAAUCCAGCCAUAUGAUCCUGAAUACGAACAACGUCUCAUCAGAUGGCGCUCGGAAGCUACUCAGAAUGGCGGCACCUACACCGAGGCCGAGGAAGUGCUCGAGAAGAUGCUCAUAUACUACGACCUCACGGCGCGGAUAUUCACUCGCAACACCAUUACUCAAGUUGUCGAGAGGCACUUGCUUUUGCGAAUGCUCGGGCUCUUCAACCCCAUUGAGAUUUUACGCAUGCAGAAUGCUACCGUCGAGGCUAUUGCGGCGGAGAAUAAGGAGACGCGAGACCGCCGGACGGCAUUGAAGGCAAGGAAGGCAGCCAUUGAAGAGGCACGAAGCAUAUGUGCCAGCCUGGCGAUGAGAAGCGAGCUACGGGCAUAUGAAGAUGAGAUGGAAGACGAAGUUGCGACGGACGACGAAGGCCAUUCCAGGAAUGACUACAGCUCCAAGCGCUUUUCAGUAUCGUCAACACAUGAAGCCGUCCAGCAGCCUCUCACAUCACAAAACCCGCCAGUGCGUCGCAAGAGACGAGAAGAGCGGCCCCGGCCAUUAAUCAAUGUCGACACCACGCAGCAAAGGCCACUGGUUCCUCAACAAAGCCAAGAGGAUUCCCAGACCAGCGGAAUAACGGCUGCCCAGGAGUGGGAUGAAUCGUAUUACACCACAGCCCAAUCGGCACCGCAUCAUGCGCCCCCACCGCCUCCUCCACGGCCCCAAAAGAUAGGAUUCGAGGACGGCGAGAGAUAUGACGCUACUCCAAGAGUUGAUCGGAACAAGGAGAGCGCGAGACAGAAGUUGGCUUCGGUGAUGAGAUUGGGAGCGCAGAAUUCGCAGGGAUGAGAGGAUUGAUUGCUUUAUCGCGGUAUAAAUUUGACUCAAUUUGAAUUGUAUAUUUUGCAAAGGCAACUGGGUGGAUAUAAACUGGUAAAUAGCUUUUUGGAAUGUAAGAUUUAGAAGGAAUAACAUCCUGCUCUCAAAGAAUACAAAGACCUUAUGACUGCC
Messenger RNA from Trichoderma virens Gv29-8, 2678 nucleotides. RefSeq lists its product as uncharacterized. The record is from RefSeq and is a predicted model, not a curated record. Gene Ontology annotation, cellular component: membrane; cytoplasm; microtubule. The transcript has a single exon. NCBI's taxonomy places the organism in Eukaryota, Fungi, Ascomycota, Sordariomycetes, Hypocreales, Hypocreaceae. Bases 6 to 2516 code for a protein of 836 amino acids. Gene Ontology annotation, molecular function: microtubule binding; GTP binding; GTPase activity.